AUGGAAUCGUAUACAAAACAACGACCUUCUCUCUCGCUCUCCUCAUCAGCCAUGGACCUGGACACGGAUCGGAGAACACCAUCGCCAGUGCCUUCAUUGGGCCACGACGCCCUCCACACUCCCAUUGCAGAGAUGCCUACUCCGCCUGCUUUUGCAUCGACCUUUUCUCUGCCCAUUACUGCCGCCAAAAACCUGUCGGCUGGAGCCCACCGUUCUCCAGAUAUCACAAACGACAACGACUUAUUGCCUCCUUUACUGCCUCAGACCGAAACAUGUGGAAUCGAGAGACACGAUGUGUCUGUCAUUGGCGGCACUCCCGACUUUCUUCUACUGUACUGCUUCAACAUAGAGAGAGCGGUAAACUUUUACUCGCGUUGCUUCGGUUGGAAGUUUCAUGGGGACAUGAACGCCCAUCAGGCUGACGAUCCAUACAUGAGGCGAUGGGGAUCAUCCCACUUCGACACACAGCCCAUGAACUUUUUCAACUCAAGUCAGAGUGGUGACUCUCGCAUCACCGGUGCCCUGAUUCAGAUCAGAAGCACAGGAGAUGACGGUGCUCAUCUUGAACACAGGCGACAGAUGGCCAUGGCGGGUAGCGCAACGCCUUCGUGUCAUAUUCGAGUUGCUGAUAUUGAGACGGCCGAGUCAUUGAUCGAGUAUCAUUUCGGCGAGGUCAAGCAGCUACGGUUCGGUGUUCGACAAUGCAUUAUGGACAUUGGAGAGUUUGUCGACCCUGAAGGAAACUUGAUCGGGCUCGUAUCUCUUCACCCGGAAAAUGCUACAACCGCCAUGAGCGUGGAUGGAUGA
This is a messenger RNA of Fusarium venenatum, 807 nucleotides long. RefSeq lists its product as uncharacterized. The record is from RefSeq and is a predicted model, not a curated record. NCBI's taxonomy places the organism in Eukaryota, Fungi, Ascomycota, Sordariomycetes, Hypocreales, Nectriaceae.